CCCAUUUAAACUGUGGUUCAUAUCAGGCAAUUGAGAGCAGCAUUUGAAUAGAUAGGAAGAUCAGUAGAAAGAAGGAACAAGAUGGAAGGACCUUGUGCAUGUGUUAAUUCCAAUUGUGGGUGUUUAACUAAUGGAGAUUGUACAUGUUCUACUUGCAGGUGUGACACCGUCACUAAGGGGAUUUCUGUAGAACAAACAAGUGGUGGAGAAGUGCAUGCUUACUGCUCUUGUGGAGAGCACUGUCACUGCAAUCCGUGCACAUGCUCCAAAGUUGACGUGGCAGUUUCGGGAAAGUCAUAUUGCAAGCGCGGGGCAAAUUGUUAGUGUGACACGUGUAUGUGCCAGAGCGGAUGUUCCAAUGUCAGCCCUUGCAUAGAUAAAUAUUGGAUUUAGAUUAUGUAGUGUGACACGUGUGUUAUCUAGUUAGAUAAAGAUUUGUGUUUAUAAGUGUGUAGACCAUGUGGAGGUUGUUGAUUAAACUGUGAAUUUAAUAAGUUGUUGUAAUAAAAGCUUCAAAGCUUUGUUCAUAAUAAUAAAAUUAAGGCACUUUAUCCUA
This is a messenger RNA of Cryptomeria japonica (Japanese cedar), 556 nucleotides long. RefSeq names its product metallothionein-like protein 4B. NCBI's taxonomy places the organism in Eukaryota, Viridiplantae, Streptophyta, Pinopsida, Cupressales, Cupressaceae. The record is from RefSeq and is a predicted model, not a curated record. The transcript has 3 exons. The coding region runs from base 82 to 324 and encodes 80 amino acids.